UUGUUUUCAGCUGAUCRCAAAUCAACAUACGCUGAGACUCCAGACGAAGUGAACAUCAACAAGAAUAUAUCUAUGGGCAAACAGUAUUCUUUUGUAAACGCGAUAUAGAGGAGAAUUUCAAGCCUCAGUUACUUCAUGAGAAGUUWUGUUCAAGCUGGAAAAAGACUUUUCUGUAACGGGUCACUUUGGAAGCUCCAAACACAACUCAAGCGAUAAAACAGCGAUGGAUUCUAAUAGAAACCACGAAAACGACACACGACGCCGAAGAGAAAAAAGAGUUAAUCGUAAAGUUAGCAACUCACUUCUUGCUCAUGAAGUGUGUGAAUCCGUCCGCGAGCCCUUCAUAAUAUCAGGGUAUAGAGAUACAGAUGGYAUCACCGUUAAACAAUGUCUUGCUACACUCUUCUCACUCCAUAACGAGACUGUUAAUAUAUGGAGUCAUUUACUUGCAUCUAUCGCAUUUCUGUUGUAUUUCUGGAGUAUAUUUGCUGCCCAGGAUAUCAUCGCUCGUUGUGGGUUUGGAGACCCCUCUUGUCCUUCAUCUAUUGUCUAUCUUUUCAAUCGCCAUUUUCUUUGCUAUGCAAUAUCAGGGCUUACAAACGCCUUCAGAAUCCCCGAGCGCUUGUACCCAGGCCUAUUUGAUUACUUCGGCCAUAGCCACCACUUUCUCCACUUUUUGACGAUUGUUGGUAACUACGACGCCUUCACAGUUGCUCAGACUGAAAUGGUUGAGAGAGCCAAUGAUUUGUCAGCAUCUCCCUAUCAGCCAACUUUCUUUUCGACKUUUGGUCUGUUGAUUAUAUUGAUAUGCGUAAAUACUUACAUUGGAGUGUGGUUCGUUAGUACAUGGCUGAAAAUUGAAGAAGAAGACUUGAUGAUGAGAUCAAAAUACAUGGUUAUUUAUAAAAAAGAGAGCAACUACGAGAACAGYCAGAAUAAUUCUGCUGGGAAGAAAGAGAAUUAGAAAGAGGAUACUGGCGYCAGACAUGUUGACUCAGUGUCAAGUGUCGGUGAGGUUGACGAAUCGAAGUUUAAUGAUUACUGAAGGACAGGCAAAUCUACCUUGAAAAACGUAAACCGCUGGCCAGUUGUUUUCGUCGAAGAAAAAAAAAGGAAUUAUAAAGAAUUACUGAUGAGUGAAUAAAUAAAUAACACAAAAAUGUGGAUAAUGCACGGCAGUAACACAAUUGGCACGACCAAGAGACUAAGAAUUAUUAGUUGACAUAUUUUGACAAGGGGAUUUGACAAAUAAUCAAGCCCCAAAAACAUUUCUAGGAUUGAAUGACAUCGAUAGAUACACGUAAGGUUCCAGAUCCCAAGGGACAAGGAAAGGCACUUUGCACUGYAGCUAGUUUUGCACAAACAAUAUAUAGAACACUCAUCGAUAUUUCAAAGUAAUUUUCAUAAAACUAUAUUUAAUAGGAUGUUAAAUUCUGGAACAUAAAUUAAAUAGGAGUUUUCUUAAUGUAUUUUCAUAAAUUAAAGCGUGAGCAUAAUUUCGUAAAUAAUAAAAUUYA
Molecule: messenger RNA, 1517 nt
Organism: Actinia tenebrosa (Australian red waratah sea anemone)
Lineage: Eukaryota; Metazoa; Cnidaria; Anthozoa; Actiniaria; Actiniidae
Cellular component (GO): membrane
Molecular function (GO): signaling receptor activity
Source: RefSeq, a predicted model, not a curated record